UUUAAAAAAUCUAUUGUCCACCAUGGCUGUUGGCAAGAACAAGCGCCUUAGUAAGGGAAAGAAGGGAUUGAAGAAGAAGGUCGUUGACCCCUUCACCCGCAAGGACUGGUACGAUAUCAAGGCCCCCUCCAUGUUCGAGGUUCGUCAGGCCGGUAAGACCCUCGUCAACCGUACUCAGGGUCUCCGCAACGCCAACGACUCUCUUGACGGUCGUGUCCUCGAGCUCUCCCUCGGUGACCUCGCCAAGGAUGAGACUCGUGCUUUCCGCAAGAUCCAGCUUAAGGUUGAUGAGAUCCAGGGCAAGAACCUCCUCACCAACUUCUACGGCAUGGACAUGACCACUGAUAAGCUCCGCUCCAUGGUCAAGAAGUGGCAGACUCUCAUUGAGGCUUUCGUUGAUGUCAAGACCACUGACGGUUACCUCGUCCGUAUCUUCACCGUUGCCUUCACCUCCCGCCGCCGCGAUCAGGUCAAGAAGACCACCUAUGCUCAGUCCGCCCAGAUCCGUCAGAUUCGCAAGAAGAUGUUCGAGAUCAUGUCUGAGGAGGCUGUCGUCUGUGACUUGAAGGAGUUGGUUGCCAAGGUUACCUCCUCUGCCUCUGCUUCCGCUCAGGACUCUAUUGCUGUCCGCAUCGAGAAGGCUUGCCACGGUAUCUACCCUCUCCAGAACACCUACACCCGCAAGGUCAAGAUCCUUAAGGCACCCAAGUUUGAUGUCUCUGCCCUCUUGGCUCUCCACGGUGGUGCCUCUGCUGGUGAUUCCGAUGUCGGUGCCAAGAUCUCCAAGGAGUUUGUCGAGCCCCCUGUCCUUACUAGCGUUUAAAACACUUGUGAGAACAAAAAAAAACACACACACAUCAUAAAGAUUUCCUUUUUCGCUUGUAAUUGUUGUAUGUAUUGGUUUGAAUUGUGUUAGGAUAGAAUAGUUUGGAGUAAAAAAGGUGUUUUGAUACCAUAGAGUGUCUUCAAGAAUAUAUAUGUAUGCAACAAACGAGGCAUAAAGGGGUAUCUGUGUUCAAAGUGUUUGGUAUCUUGUCCUGCUAUGGUGAUGAAUACCAACAACCAACAAAUGGGUAGAUUGGAGAGCCAAUCUGCCAUGGAGGGGAACUCUAUCCAACCCACCAAGAGAUCUCUGAUAUAUACAACUGUUCCUGGUCCAUAAAAUGGCAACAUGCUAGUUAAAAAAAGAACAAUUGUUUGCUGAUAAUAAUAUGAUUGCCAUGAAUAGUCCGUAUUCUGCUUCAGGGCACCCACUCUUGCUGAAAUAGUAACAACUAUUCUUGCAAUAUAAAACAAUGAGAAAGCGACACAAGUAGGUAUGAUACCCUGGCCCAGGAUGGCCAGCAAAGCCGAAACCCACAAUACAGUGGUAGAUGAUUGAUUGUCUGUUGGUGUUGAGAAUCCCAAUCCCUUGUAAACACGGCUCAAAAGAACGAAUCCGAUACUUAGUAUACCCCAAACAAGGGCUGUUAAUCCAGCAGCCAAAAUAAAUAGACCAACUGGCAUCCACCAGAAGAAAUCUCCUUGAUCGCCUAACAGCAACUCAUCCUGAAGGAAUGAAAGUGGUGUUAUAGUAAAAGGUAGUAUGUUAUUAAUACAUGGAGCCCACAAGGAUCUGUAUCCACACAACGCUAGUACGCCUGUCAAAAUUGCGAGUCGCCCUUUAAGGCAUUGCAAAAAGGCUUCUUCAAAAGGUAUAAAUGUUGCUUCAGAAGAUUGAUACUCAAGUUGAUAGCUUAUGAUAGAGAGAGUGAUAACUAGCCAAAAUGUGGUAAUACUAGCUGCACCAUAACGCAAAAUCCAUUGAGCUGCACUACCGUACCAAUCUAUUUUCAGCAAAGCCUCAAAAGGCGCACAACUCUGUGUACCCCAAAACUCUAGUACCAAGCCUUCGUCCUUGUGAUGAUGGAAGGUGAGAUGUAUUGUAUUUCCGUGACUGAAUUUAGUCUCUCCCUCAGCACCCAUUCUUUGACGCACUAUACGCUCGUUGCACUCAGACGAUAGCUCAAGACGGUAGAUCAAUAGUGGAUUGUGAAUGGCUGGUAUUUGUAUUUCGGAAACGAUAUCUGGCUUCAAGGUAAACUUGAGUCCAGAAUGGGCAAUAUC
This is a messenger RNA of Phycomyces blakesleeanus NRRL 1555(-), 2106 nucleotides long. RefSeq lists its product as hypothetical. Gene Ontology annotation, biological process: translation. Lineage: Eukaryota; Fungi; Mucoromycota; Mucoromycetes; Mucorales; Phycomycetaceae. Gene Ontology annotation, molecular function: structural constituent of ribosome. The coding region runs from base 23 to 823 and encodes 266 amino acids. The record is from RefSeq and is a predicted model, not a curated record. The transcript has 6 exons. Gene Ontology annotation, cellular component: cytosol; ribosome.